Molecule: messenger RNA, 414 nt
Organism: Fraxinus pennsylvanica
Lineage: Eukaryota; Viridiplantae; Streptophyta; Magnoliopsida; Lamiales; Oleaceae
Source: the annotation of a GenBank genome assembly
AUGUCAAAUACAUCGGAAAAAACCCCGAACCCGGUAAUCUCACCGACAAGCUCUCGUUCCGUACCAGGGACGGUAAAUGGGUCGCAACGUCUCGUAAUCCAGGGGUACUCUCUGGCGAAAGGCAUGGGCAUCGGAAAUUACAUAGCCAGCGAUAUUCACUGUGGAAGCGAGGGAACGGACGUCAAGGCCCUGUUCGAGUUGAGCAUGAUUGACCAGAGCGGGAAAGGGAAGCACAAGGUGCACAGCCAGUUUGAUACGCCGCCUGAGAGUGGGCCUUAUACUCUUAAAUACUGUGGUAGCAUGUGGGGAUUCAAGCGCUUUUACAACCGAGAUAUGCUUGAAACUUCAGAUUAUCCGAAAGACGAUUGCUUGGAGAUCAACUGUACAGUUGGAGUUGUAGUUUCUGCUAUCUGA